This is a messenger RNA of Penicillium pulvis, 420 nucleotides long. RefSeq names its product actin-binding ADF family protein. Gene Ontology annotation, biological process: actin filament severing; cell motility; actin filament depolymerization. The record is from RefSeq and is a predicted model, not a curated record. NCBI's taxonomy places the organism in Eukaryota, Fungi, Ascomycota, Eurotiomycetes, Eurotiales, Aspergillaceae. The coding region runs from base 1 to 420 and encodes 139 amino acids. Gene Ontology annotation, molecular function: actin filament binding. Gene Ontology annotation, cellular component: cytoplasm; actin cortical patch; actin cytoskeleton. The transcript has 3 exons.
AUGACUAGAGGAUUCGCUACCAUCACGCCCGAGUGCGAGGCCACCUUUGACGCUGUCAAGGAGACUGACAAGCUCAACUACGCCAUCUACGAAGCUUCUGCACACGACAAGAAGAUCACCGUCGCUGAGUCUGGCAAAUACACAGACUACAACGAGUUGCUCGCCCAUUUCAAGGAUGAUACUCCUCGAUAUGCGGUGGUUGAGCUGCAGUAUGAGUUUCCGGGGGAUGAUAAGCCACGACACAAACUAGUCUUCAUCACAUGGGUUCCGGAGGGCACGAGCAUUCAUGACAAAGCCUACUACACCACAAACAAAGAUCAUCUUUACCGCGCGCUUUCGGAUAUUAGCCUUCAUAUUCAAGCAGCCACUCAGGCGGACCUGGCUCAUGCUAAGAUUCUGAGCCAGUUCAAGGCGCUUUAG